Nicotiana tabacum (common tobacco) is the source of this 777-nucleotide messenger RNA. NCBI's taxonomy places the organism in Eukaryota, Viridiplantae, Streptophyta, Magnoliopsida, Solanales, Solanaceae. The record is from RefSeq and is a predicted model, not a curated record.
AUGGUGCAUUCAGAUAGCUGCAUGACAAAUUCCAGACUUAAGGAUGCAUAUGGUGUUAUUGCACCUGAAGCCAGUGUGGCUUUGUGGACUUUGGCUGUGACAAAGAUAUGGAUUAAUCCUACGAUGCCGCAAUCAACUGAGUUUAAAUCCAGGUUUCUGGCAGUACAUCAAUCAAACUUUGAGCGGAUCACUCAGACAAGUUCACAGCAAAGUUACUCUGUUAGAGAUGAGUUAGACAAAGGAAUUGUAUUGUUUAAAACUAUUAGGAAUUUAGUUCAGUGUACGCAGGACUGUAGCUAUUGGAUUGCGGAAAAAUUGGUGAAUUUGGAACUUGACCGGGGAUGGUCAUACUUGGCAUGCAACAAGUGUACUAGAAAGGUUGACAAAGUUGGUACUACAUACUNGGAUGGAACCGCUUUUAUCUCAUUAUUGUUUUGGAAUCGCGAUGCUAUGCAACUUAUAGGGAAGUCCGCAAAAGAACUUAAGGAAGGAUUAGUUGAGACCUCAAUUGCGGAUGCUGAUUGUUCUUAUCUAACUGAACUGGACGAUAUUCUUUAUAAAAAAUUCAUGUUCAAGGUUAUUGUUAAGAAAGAGAAUAUUGAGUCACAAGUCGAAAUCUACAAUUUUCUUAAGAUUACUGAUGAUGAUGAACUUCUGGAGGAAUACGGCAAAUUCGACGACACUAUCACUGAUCCACAGUUUUUUGAUGGACAAAGCUCAAGUGGAGAGAAGCUUUUCGGAGAUGUUAUGGCCGAAAGUGAGAUGAAGUCUGUUUGA